AUGCAUUACAAGAGAGAUGGAACCUUGGAUAUGCGAUACAGUUCAUCAAAAGCAGCAACGUCAUCUGGAUUUGGUAUGGGUUCUUUUGGAUCUUCUGGAGGCUCAAAUUAUUCACCAAUAUCAUCUGGAUUCGGCAUUGGUUCUUUUGGAUCUUCUCGAAAUACAGGAUUUUCACCCAUGUCUUAUGGAUCAACCGCUUCUUCUGGACUUCACCAUAAGAAGGACGGUACUUUGGAUAUGCGAUAUAGUUCUUCGAGAUCAGCUGCAUUUUCGGCACAACCUAUUCAUGUCAGUCGACCAGUUACUUCUUUUGAAGCUCAUCAAAAGAAAGAUGGCACUUUAGACAUGCGAUACAACUCUUCAAAAAUUGCUGCAGCUUCUACGCAGUCAAAUUAUAUUAAUCGGCCAACUUCUUCCUCGGAACUUCACUAUAAGAAAGAUGGUACCAUGGAUAUGCGAUAUAACUCUUCAAAAACUGCAACCCCUUGCUCGACGUUGUCUACUUAUGCUAAUCGACCAUCUAGUUCUUCUGGACUUCAUCAUAAGAAAGACGGUACUUUAGAUAUGCGGUAUAGUUCAUCAAAAAAUGCCAAUCAAUCAGUCAGUUCGUCUGGACUUCAUCAUAAGAAAGAUGGUACUUUGGAUAUGCGAUAUGCAUCUUCUAAAAGUGCCAUGAGUAGAAACGCAUCUGGAUAUCAAUAUUCUAAACAAGGAAUACCAAAACAUAUUCCAAUGACAAAAAGCGGUAUUCCAGAUAUGAGAACAACAGCUGCUAAAGAUUGGGUUAGACAGCAAGCUCAAACUAGCAUAGAAGAAAUUCCUUCAUGGAUACCUAAAACUAAAGAUGGUUCUUUGGAUACUUCAAAAGCAAUAACACAAGAAUACUUAAAAUGGAAAGGUACAAUAUUAUCGAAUUACGUUCCAGGUCAACGAUUAGCUUAUUAUGAUCAAAAAUUAGAAGAUAUGCAAUUUAGAAAUCUUGUCGAAAAUGCAAGAGAAGAUGAGGUUGAAAUGCCUCAGUAUGAAAUGUUACCGGAAACACCAGAAAUGCAACGUCAAUUGUGUCCUCAACCGACGAGAUAUUACAAUACAAGACAAGAUGAUUAUGAUAAUGAUGACAGUUCUCAAUAUGAUACCUUACGUGAAUCAUCAGAAGAUCAACAUCAUUAUCCUUCUCGAACGACAAGAAAUUUGUCUAGACAAGAUCAACGUCCAUAUUCUUCUCAAAAAAUGAUAAAUUCAUCUAGAGAAGAUUAUGAAUAUGAUAUUCGUAGUGAAGUUUCAGAAUCAAUUCCAGUGAUUAAUUAUAGAGAUUUAAAUAUUGAUCCAGAGGAUAAAUUAGGUCAAGGAUCAUUUGGUAUCGUAUAUAAAGGUGAAUGGAAUCAUCAAAUUGUUGCAAUAAAACAAUUACAUUUAAAUAGAUUAACUAGACAAGAAAAAAAUUCGUUUGUAAAAGAAAUCAAAAUUAUGUCAACUUUAGGUGAACAUACAAAUUUAGUUCAUUUAUUUGGUUAUACAUUAGAACCACCUUGUUUAAUUAUGGAAUAUGUUGAAUUAGGUUCAUUAACUUAUUUACUUCAUUAUUGUGAAGAUCAACAAAUAGAAGCAAAAAUAACAGAUGGAAGAAUAAAGAAAAAACUUAUUCUUGGAAUUGUUCUUGGAAUGAAUCAAUUACAUGCUGUUAAUAUCGUUCAUGGAGAUUUAAAACCUCAAAAUGUAUUAAUUUCAAAUGAUUAUAUAGCUAAAAUAACUGAUUUUGGAUUUGCAACAUUACGUGGAAAAAGUUCAAGUUCAGUUGCUUCUUCAGUUACAUCGAAUGAUGAUGAUGGAGAAGUACGUGGUACAGCAGGUUAUAUGGCUCCCGAACUUUUAAAUAGUUCAAAUCCACCUGAAUGUUCUAUUGAUGUUUAUUCGUUUGGUAUUGUGUUGAAUGAAAUUAUUCAAGAAGAAGAACCAUAUGCAGAUCAAUUUCAAAACUUUCUAGGACGAGGACCAUUUGCAGCUGUUAAUUAUGCUCGAUUAGGUAAUCGCCCACGAAUAAAUGCAACAACUCCAUCGUUCUUUAAAAACUUUAUUAAAAAAUGUUGGGAUACUGAACCUCGAAAUCGACCAACAUUUAAACAAAUUUUCCAUGACCUCAAACCUUCUCAUAUUAACUUACCGGACUCCUUUCAAUUAUAA
Messenger RNA from Adineta steineri, 2181 nucleotides. Lineage: Eukaryota; Metazoa; Rotifera; Eurotatoria; Adinetida; Adinetidae. The record is from the annotation of a GenBank genome assembly.